UUCAUACUUCAUUGUCGAAUUUGGACACGCGAGUAAGCAACGUAAGUUUAUGGAAGUUGUUCCUUUCUUCUCUUUCUAAAAUCUCAAUAAAUGACGGUACUUCCUGGUCUUUCAUCCUAAAUUCCAUCUGGAAUUCGAUUUCGGGAACAAAUUUGGGCAUCAGAAGCAGACCUCUUUCAAAACAAAGAAGUACUUACUUAGAAGCAGUUGGAAGGAGUCGGCAAAAUCGCAAGUGCCGCAAAAAUUCGGCAUUAAAAUUAUAGAAUACAGAGUGAAAAGAAAACUGAUCUAUAAGUAAACCGAGACAAGCCCAAACCGAAGAGCAAAAUACACACGAUGCCGAAAAAAACAAAACCGAACGGUUUUCUUCUCUUCAUGAUGGACUAUAGAAAAAGAGAAGAACGAAAAGGACGCAGUUUCAGAGGCGGCAUUCAGGAAGUGCAAAAUGAUCCACAAUGCAAUCAGGAAUGGCAGAGUAUGAGCGUCGACAAAAAGGCGGAAUAUAAUAGACGUGCCAAGGAUUGUAAGAAAGGAGGUGCUGGUAAAAAAACUGGAACUGGUGAGAGUAUGGACGCCGUUGAAAGAGAAAAAAUGAGGAAAGUUGAGUUUGCGCAAAAUAUGAACGAUGAAAUAGAAUCUAUCGUGGCAAUGGCAAUGGAAUUCGGAAAUCUUCCUUUAAUAAAGUUCAACUUCAUUCACUCGAAUUGGUUCCACACAAGAUCGUUGGAAAACAAUGAAUUUGACUACAUUCCUGCUGAAUUUGCCGUUUCCGAAUUCUCAUUGAAAGACGGAGUCACAAAGAUCUAUCAUCAGAUAUUAAAAACUGAAAUACGAUGUGGUUACACCAGAGAAGCCAUGGAAACCAGCCAGGAAACCCAUCAGCUACCAUGGAACUUGCAAUGUGGAGAAGAUCGCUUCGAAGUAAUGGCCGAAAAUCUGAAAGAAUUCCUUAAACCGGGCAUGGACGGGAAUAAAUAUCCGGCCUUGUAUACCUCAAGACAAAUCAGCCCGGCCGUGAAAGCACUUAUAAAACGAUUGACCCACAGUUUGAAUGUUCCUAACGAAACUUUUAUAGUCUACGAGCUGGAGGUCCUUUUUAAAUAUUUGCGAAACGCAGCUAUGCAAAAAGCUGGCGUGGUUGAUAGUUUUCAUACAGUCAUGGCAGAGUACGAACUCAUAAAAGAUGCUUUCUCUUUCACUCCGGGACUUGACUGCGACUUUCACAAAAACUUGGACGGGACGAGCCAAUUUUGCAGCAUGUCUAUUGUAAAGCGAUGGGCAUUUACCAUCUGCGAUUACUGCUGCGAAAAUUUGGGCGUCGAGAUGUUACAUGGAGUUCAUCUUCCUUUGAAAAUUCAUUCUGACCAGAGUAACAUGAGUGAUACUAUGAGCGUUCUUUCUGAGAAAAUUAACGUUAUGCAAAUUCAGGACACGAUUGGCAUCAAGUCUAUGACGGGGGUAAGCAAAGAGUACCGAACGAGAGUUUCUGAACGAACGGAUGCUGAAGAACAGAAACGUAGGAACGACAAGAGGACUGUGACAGUCGUUAAGUAUGGAGAUUUAGCGAAUUCUCCUCCAGCUGAACCUGAACCUGAACCUGCUCCUGUCACUGUUCCUCCACCUAAGGAGUAUCAAAUACCACUGCGUCGCCCACACUCAAUAAGUCACGCUCAUAUCGCUGGAAAACAGAAAGAGGAUGAACAUACUUACAACGAGUCGGAAUUCCCAAGUUUGGGAGUUUCUGUUGGAAGGGGGAACGGCGCGCGAAGAAAAGAUAACGAACCUCGACCCGGUGCUGGACGUGGACGUGGCAUUGCCCUGUCUUAAAAACUACGACCAAACUCGAUUUUCAACAUCAUUAAUUAUCUUUACCAAGAAGAUAAAACCAUCUUCCAAGGUUUUUUAGAUGUGUAGAUUAAGGAUCAAUGUUGAUCCAAGAAGAUGAAGAACUUCAAAGUUUUAUACCGUUAAGUUACCGUAUACUUUUAUUUCAUAGAUUUUCUUCGAAAAUUUAUAAUUAACCAAUCAUCUCCAUAAUUGACGAGCUAAGAGUGUCAGACAAAAAAGUACUGACAGACUUGUAGAGAAAAUCGUAAAGAUUUCCGUCGCACAUUUUAUUUUAUAUUACUUCGUGCAGUUUUAAUUAGUCGAUAAUUUUUUCAUUUUUUCUUUUUUACGAAAACCCGGACGAAUGAGAAGAAAAAUAGUCUCAUAUUAAAGUAACUAUUCUUUCAUAUUAUUUGUGUGAUGUAUGUGAUGGAAACACAAACGUGAUUACUUAGUGCGUAAGGCAUAAGAUUAUUAUCUCCAAAGCUCCAAAUAUAACUGCUAAAUAAAGGCAAAACAUUGAUGUACCUGUAGUAGGGGAGAUAAUAAAGAAAUGUUAAUUUUUCAGUAUUGCCUAUUUAA
This is a messenger RNA of Belonocnema kinseyi, 2409 nucleotides long. RefSeq names its product protein maelstrom homolog. The record is from RefSeq and is a predicted model, not a curated record. Gene Ontology annotation, biological process: spermatogenesis; male meiotic nuclear division; regulation of miRNA-mediated gene silencing. Gene Ontology annotation, cellular component: P granule; nucleus. The transcript is spliced from 9 exons. Lineage: Eukaryota; Metazoa; Arthropoda; Insecta; Hymenoptera; Cynipidae. Bases 337 to 1827 code for a protein of 496 amino acids. Gene Ontology annotation, molecular function: sequence-specific DNA binding.